CGAGCGGUGGAUCGCAUUAGGAAUGCGCCGCGGACACUAACGAGUAAUCAGGAAUGGCGCUGCUGCCGUGUUUCGAUUGUUUUGUAAUCAUGAAGCGGGGACCUUUGUCCAUGAUAUCGCCGCACACAUGUCGUAUUGCGCAUGGAAGACCUAUAAAGACUGACCCUGCGAUCUUCGUGGACUACUAACACAGGAACAAAGGAGGUCAGACCGACGAAUCAGAGCAAUGACGGUACACUCAACCAGCAGCCCCAGACGAUCCGCAAACGGCGACACCGCUCACCACCGCCCUGCAAUCACCUUUCGACAUACUAUUCCUUCCGAGCAAUUCCCGGCAGAAAGGGACCGAUAUGUCCUUUAUUUUCAUUAUGGAUGUCCAUGGGCACAAAGAGCUUUGAUAGUUCGCGCGCUGAAGGGACUGGAUAACAUCAUCGGCCUGGUUGAGCUGGACGGCAAAGAUCCAGUGAGGGGCUGGGAGUUCACAGGAGUACGAGGCCCAGAUAGAGAUCCAUAUUAUGGAGUCAAGUAUCUGCGGGACCUCUAUCUCAGAGCCGAACCGCACUACAACGGGAGAAUCACAGUUCCAGUACUUUGGGAUCUCAAAAAUGAAACGAUUGUGAACAACGAGAGCAGUGACAUCAUAAGCUUUCUAUACUACGCCUUCGACGAAUUCCUGCCUCUCCAAGACCGCGAGAGCAACAAACAAGACGGAGGAUUUCGGCCGCCACACCUGAUCAAGGAGAUUGAUGCCUUCAACAACUGGGUGUUUGACACGGUCAACAACGGAGUCUACCGGAUCGGCUUUGCUACUUCGCAGCAGGUGUAUGACGAAAAUGUCUGGAAACUGUUCAAUGCCCUUGACCGGCUGGAAGUGUACCUCGGAGAGCCCGGGCAUUCGCCAUAUUUGUUUGGUGAGCAUAUCACGGAACCCGACAUCCGUCUCUUCACGUCAAUUGUUCGCUUCGAUUGUGCAUACUACACAAUCUUCAAGUGUAACGUCAAAAUGAUCCGCCAAGAUUACCCAAAUCUGCACGCUUGGUUAAGACGACUGUAUUGGGACGAGAGUGAUAGGACAAAGGGAGGUGCCUUCAAGAAUACGACAAAGUUUGAUAUCAUCAAGGGUGGAUACACCAGGGCUUUUGGGGGCCCGCAUGCGAUUGUUCCCGCCGGGCCUUUGCCUUAUAUUAUGCCUCUAUGAGUUUUCCGUGUUCUCCUGGCAUCAGGAUCAUUUUCUAUCAAGAUUCGGUCUAAUUUCAUCGCUGUCAGCGUCUGUUACUACUCCUCAACUUCGAUUCCCAUAUAUUGAUUCGUUAGCAUGCUCGCGAUUGUCCUUCAUCUUCCUUAGCUCACGUUUCUUUCUUAAUCAUUCUGCGGCAUGGGCUCCUCGGGUAGGGACUCCCUUGUUUUAGUCAGAUAUGGUUUGGAGCGGUCGGUCCCGGUACUCUUUCGACUUUUUCAAAUAUAGUUGGAAUUGUUAUCUUUUCACCUAUAUAUCCCUUCUGUCCAAUGACAUUCUUUUCCGGAUAUUGCAAUUGCAGUGGCUUCGUCCUUAGGUUGUGUUCCUUGCCCCUCGGUUAGUCCGCAAAUUAACAUCAACCAUGGCACGUAAGCGUCACG
Molecule: messenger RNA, 1617 nt
Organism: Mytilinidion resinicola
Lineage: Eukaryota; Fungi; Ascomycota; Dothideomycetes; Mytilinidiales; Mytilinidiaceae
Product: transferase
Exons: 4
Coding region: 227-1198 (323 amino acids)
Cellular component (GO): cytoplasm
Molecular function (GO): glutathione transferase activity
Source: RefSeq, a predicted model, not a curated record